Molecule: messenger RNA, 2234 nt
Organism: Cottoperca gobio
Lineage: Eukaryota; Metazoa; Chordata; Actinopteri; Perciformes; Bovichtidae
Gene: casp10
Product: caspase 10, apoptosis-related cysteine peptidase
Exons: 13
Coding region: 167-1825 (552 amino acids)
Biological process (GO): proteolysis; regulation of apoptotic process
Molecular function (GO): cysteine-type endopeptidase activity; protein binding
Source: RefSeq, a predicted model, not a curated record
CCAUCUCUUUCACUUUCGAUUUACAUUUCCUGCUUCUUACAAAGUUGUUUUGCAAGAAUCUGCGGUAGUCUACGAUCGCCUGCAGUACUUGGAGUAUGUUGAAGUGGACAACAAAUAUCCUGUUCGGUCAGACCUGCUGAAAACACUUUAGCAAACAGCACACAAAAUGGAUUUCCAGAGGCUCCUUUUAGAAGUAGGGAAGGCCCUGGGUAAGGAGGAGGUAAAAGCUUUAGCCUUUCUUUGCACUGACCUCCUGAGCCGAAACCCGACCUCAGUGGAGUCAGCCAGCGGCCUCUUCUCUCGUCUGGCGGAUCAAGACCACCUCUCUGCUGAGCGACCACACCUGGUGUAUGAGCUUCUCCUCAUCAUCCAACGCCCCCGCCUGGUCCGUCACCUCGGGAUCGACUACCAAGCAUCUACAACCAACAGCCUUAUCUCCCCUUACAGGAAGCUGAUGUACAACCUGUCUGAGGGGAUCACUGAUGACGACUUGGAAAGUGUGAAGUUCUUGUUAAAAAACGAUCUUCCACGUAGAAAACUGGAGGACAAUGUUUCUGCACUGGAGGUCUUCCUGGAGAUGGAGCACAUGGACCUCAUCAGUGACACUAAUCUAAAUUUACUGGAGACCGUCAUUCACUCAGUCUCUCCCAUCUUGAAGGACAUGAUCAACCACUUUAAAGCACUACAGGUAACCCACACCAGCCCUGUAGCUGAAGAAACAGGUCGACAAAGGUCUAUGUCGAACCCUUUUGGACCAAACCAGGUUUCUCAAUCUUUGAAUGAGAGCAAUGCCUCAUGUGAAAUGCCAGAAGACUUAAGAUCAUCGGAUGAGUCAGCCACAAAUUCUUCAAACACCUCUAUGGAUUUUCCAAAUGUUCAUGAUGGAGAAGGACGUGAGGCCCCGUCGCAUGGACUGAGUGGUUUAAGCUCUGAAACAGUCAGCAAUUACUCCUUAAAAGAUGAUGAUGCGAUUGAAAUGUUGCUGUCUCCAGAAAACAAGGCCUCCUCUGAAAAGCCAUUUUCUCAGACUACAAACACCAACAUUGAGGUUUUGGAAACAUAUCCCAUGACAGCAGCAAAGAGAGGUUUCUGCUUGAUAGUGAACAACUACAAAUUUAACCAAUCCAAACAAAGUCUCCCGACUCGGGAAGGCACCAAUCUUGAUGAGGACUGUCUGCAGAAAGUGUUUAAGUGGCUUGGCUUUGAGGUAGAGAUAGAGAAAGACUGUGACAGUGAACAGAUGCUGUCCAGGCUCCGGGAACUCGGCAGCAGAAACCACAGUCAGAUGGAUUGUCUGGUAUGCUGCGUCCUCAGCCACGGCAAGGAGGGAAGUGUACACGGUGUGGACGGCGACACCGUCAAGAUUAAGGAGCUGAUGGAACCUGUCAAUGGAUCAAAGUGCGCCUCUUUGGCAAAAAAACCCAAGCUGUUUUUCAUCCAGGCCUGCCAGGGCACCAGUGCGCAGAGUGCUGUCCACAUCGAGGCCGAUGGUCCUGAACGCAGUUCUGAUUGCAGCAAUGCAAGUAAAUCUGAUGAAUCCAUCCCAUCUGAUGCAGAUUUCCUGCUGGGAAUGUCCACCGUUCCUUCUUUCGUCUCUUACAGAGAUAGGAAAUAUGGCACAUGGUAUAUUCAGAUAUUAUGCCAAAACCUUGUCCAGAUGGUGCCACGAGGUUGUGACCUUGUGUCUAUCCUGACCAAAGUAAAUGCAGAUGUUAGCCAGAAGACAGAUCCCACCGGUGUAAUGAAGCAGAUGCCUCAACCAGCCUUCACACUCACGAAGAAGAUUGUCUUUCCGAUCCCCAAAGCCCCUCCUCCCAGCCUGUAGCACCGACGACAAAAAUCUGCCGCCUGUUUGAUCGACUCCUCAGAUGAGCCCUUAGACUAAAGUGCUUUUUCUUAAAUGUACUGUUCACAAUUUUAAAUCUGCUGGAUACAUUGUUAGAAAGAAUUAUCCAACUGUGUUUUAAAAGUAUUUCCACAACAACACCUGAGAGAGAGCUCCGUUUGCUAAUGAAGACCAUGAGAUGAAUUUACAGUUAAUGAAGGAGACCAAUUUAACACAAUGUUUUACUUUUUCUACCUGGUAUGAUCCACACAGAAUACACUAAAGGUUAACUAUCUUCCUCUAUUUACAGCAUUGUAUUUUUAUAUCAUAUAAAAUGUUGAACUGUAAUGAAUUAUUUGAGCCAAUCAUGCACAUGGAUCCAGGAAUAAAUGCAACAUCCAGCUCUUUA